ACCACGCAACUUCAAAAGCAACGGCUUUCGUUACGUCACUCUAACUCUAACCCUCACUUUAAGCCGGCUUAUGCAGGGAACAGGUCAGAACUCACAAUCAUUCUGAUGACGGCGACGUCAAUCGAUCGCGGCCCUCAUGGGACUUGGAUGGAGUGUUGUGGUUGACUUGCCCACACUUAUACUGGUACCAUACAUACAUCGAUGUCACAGGUCUAAUAUCCUACUUUGUUGGUCCACUUCUACUAGCUAGCCAGAUAAUAGCAAGUGCAGUAACUAUCGUUGUUCCUGAUCAUGACACUGCUCUCUACGAAUCCAGCUUUGGAAGAGUCUCUUCCGACAACCACAACCGACCCGGACAGGCUGAAUACCGAACGCGACAAUGAUCUCUGUCUGAAUUUGCCCGCGUGGGUGGAACAACUCCGCGACGAUUGGGGCGAACCGCUGGGUGUCCCGGAAUGGGACGAUGUCGAUUCGUAUCGGCAAAAGAAUGGUUGGCAAGGACGGGAUUUGGUGCACGAUCAUCACGCUCCCGUCCGUGUCCUGGAAUAUUUUGUCCAGUAUGGAAGCGGCAUUAUUACCGAUAAUAAUACAUGCAUCUCUUCCAAAGGAGGUGUCGACACGACCUUGACGGGAAUUUGUCACUUUACACCGCGUGCCGAAAGUCACAAGGGAUUCUGUCAUGGUGGCAGCAUGACCGGUUUGAUGGACGAUGUCAUUGGAUGGUGUGCCUUUUUGACCACGGGCACAUGCCGACCUUGGACGGGAUUCACAGUGCAGGUCAAUACCAGCCUCAAAAAACCAAUUCGCGUCGAUAGCUUUUUACUGGUCAAAGCAAAAAUCACAAAAGUGGAACGACGAAAGGUCUCGGUGACGGCAGAACUCAUCGACCCGGCCAAUAAUAAUAGUGCCGUGCAUGCCCUGGGAGAAGGACUGGUCGUGCUCAACAAGGGAGUUUUGCCUGAACAACAACAACAACCAGCCACGCACAAGGCAUAAAACAACAACUAUUUGAUUAAAAAAGCGAGGAAAUGGAACAAACCAAAAGGAGAAAGAGUUCAAAAGUGUGAGUUGUCAGCAUUCAACAAGGCACUAGCUAGGUUGACUGACCUGAUCGGUAUUACACAAUGGAUGCCUAAAUCAACUUGGCCGUGACACCUACAUAUACAACUAGCAAUAAUAACCGAAGAGAGUAAAAUCUUUCUGACAUUCAAAUGGCUU
Messenger RNA from Seminavis robusta, 1218 nucleotides. Lineage: Eukaryota; Bacillariophyta; Bacillariophyceae; Naviculales; Naviculaceae. The record is from the annotation of a GenBank genome assembly.